AUGCUGAUUGUUACUGACCAUAUCAGUGCCAUCUUAAUACUGGCCAAAAUAUACAGUUCCAUGAAAAAUAAUAUCAUUAAACCCAGUUUCAUUUACACUGCGGUUCUCAUUUCACUCAUUAUAUUCAUAAUCAUAAUGUUUCUGAGUAACGCACAGCGUCAAGAGUAUGUGAGGAACCUUCGAAUGAUAUUCAUCAUUUACUUUACACUAGAGCUAUUUCAAGGAGUUUUGCAGACGUUGAUAUCUUCGUUUAGUGAUGAUACAGUCUACGCACUGGCACUGUGUAAGUCUACAGUUAAGCUAUAA
Theileria orientalis strain Shintoku is the source of this 306-nucleotide messenger RNA. RefSeq lists its product as hypothetical. The coding region runs from base 1 to 306 and encodes 101 amino acids. Gene Ontology annotation, biological process: GPI anchor biosynthetic process. The transcript is spliced from 4 exons. Lineage: Eukaryota; Apicomplexa; Aconoidasida; Piroplasmida; Theileriidae. The record is from RefSeq and is a predicted model, not a curated record. Gene Ontology annotation, cellular component: membrane.